UCUAGUAAGAAACUUAAUUCGACAUCUCUAUUUUCUGUCAAUGUCAAUUGAAAACUUUGACAUUUUAUUUCAAAGAACGUUGUCCGCUUAGCUGUCAUGUCAUAAAAAAUAUCGUAUCGAUCGGCCAUUUUCAUCGCGAUUGUCCCCCGACAUGUCGCAUAGGAAAUUUUCAGCACCUCGCCAUGGCUCUAUGGGAUUCUAUCCCAAGAAGAGGUCCCGUCGUCAUCGUGGCAAAGUGAAGGCAUUCCCUAAAGAUGACCCCAGCAAGCCAGUACACCUUACGGCCUUCAUUGGUUAUAAAGCUGGUAUGACCCACGUGGUCCGUGAACCAGACCGUCCUGGAUCAAAGAUCAACAAGAAGGAGAUUGUGGAGGCUGUGACCAUAAUUGAAACCCCACCUAUGGUCUGUGUAGGAGUUGUUGGCUAUAUUGAUACUCCUCAUGGUCUCCGUGCUUUGCUUACGGUUUGGGCAGAGCAUAUGUCGGAAGAUUGUCGCCGUCGUUUCUACAAGAAUUGGUACAAAUGUAAGAAGAAGGCCUUUACUAAGGCUAGCAAGAAGUGGCAAGAUGAACUUGGACGUAAGUCCAUUGAGAAAGACUUCAAGAAGAUGAUACGCUACUGUAGUGUUAUCAGAAUCAUUGCCCACACUCAAAUGAAACUGUUGAAGCAACGCCAAAAGAAAGCACACAUAAUGGAGAUUCAAGUUAAUGGUGGAUCCAUUGAGGAUAAAGUGAAAUGGGCUAGAGAACACUUGGAGAAACCAAUCCCAGUAGACUCUGUUUUUGCUCAAGAUGAGAUGAUAGAUUGCAUUGGUGUCACUAAAGGGAAAGGAUACAAAGGUGUGACUUCUCGUUGGCACACUCGUAAGCUUCCACGCAAGACCCACAAGGGUCUCCGUAAGGUCGCUUGUAUCGGUGCGUGGCAUCCGUCUAGAGUGUCAUUUACUGUUGCUCGUGCUGGUCAAAAGGGAUACCACCAUCGUACUGAGAUGAAUAAGAAAAUCUACCGCAUUGGACAAGGAAUUCAUACUAAAGAUGGAAAGGUUAUCAAGAACAAUGCUUCUACUGAGUAUGACUUGUCUGAGAAAUCUAUCACUCCAAUGGGUGGUUUCCCCCAUUACGGUGAGGUUAACAAUGACUUUGUUAUGAUCAAAGGCUGCUGCAUGGGACCGAAAAAGAGAGUUAUUACUUUAAGAAAGUCUCUGCGAGUGCACACAAAGAGGGCCGCUCUUGAGAAGAUAAGUCUCAAGUUUAUCGAUACAUCAUCCAAAUUUGGUCAUGGUCGCUUCCAAACGCCUGCUGACAAGGCUGCUUUUAUGGGUACUCUCAAAAAGGACAGAAUUAGAGAGGAAGCCGCAGCCGCGACCGCACCUGCAGCCGCACCGCAGUCCUAAAUAUUUUGGACUAUAAAUAAAAGUAUCUGAAAUAUA
This is a messenger RNA of Galleria mellonella (greater wax moth), 1429 nucleotides long. RefSeq names its product 60S ribosomal protein L3 (gene RpL3). Gene Ontology annotation, biological process: ribosomal large subunit assembly; translation. Gene Ontology annotation, cellular component: cytosolic large ribosomal subunit; ribosome. The transcript has 7 exons. The coding region runs from base 152 to 1393 and encodes 413 amino acids. NCBI's taxonomy places the organism in Eukaryota, Metazoa, Arthropoda, Insecta, Lepidoptera, Pyralidae. The record is from RefSeq and is a predicted model, not a curated record. Gene Ontology annotation, molecular function: structural constituent of ribosome; RNA binding.